CCUGCUGGGGAGGCUUGGGUGGGGCGUUCAAGGUGUGUCGGGAUUAUUGACAGACAGACAGCCAGCCAGCAGCGAGGGAGCAAGUGUGAGCAAAAGGUGCUUAUGGACGCGUAGGAGAAACAGCAGGACUCUUUUCGCCAAACUGUUCAACUCCUAAUCACCACCUGGACGCUUCCUUUUAUUUUUGUGUGGUGGAGGUCUGCCCUUUGCUUUGCGUCAAGUGGACAGUGCAUUUUCUUAAAAAAAAGAUGGCGAAUGCAAUCAUUUUCGUCGCAUGUGUGACGCUGAUCCUAGCCGGAGUCGAGUCGUGCGUUGUCCCGAGCUUGCUUUAUGUCCCAGUGCCUCAAACUAUCCCAACUGGAUACGAGAUAACUAGAGUCAACGUCGCGGACUGUGACGGCGUCGUUUCCAGCAACCGCAAUUUCGCGGUUUUGUCCAACGGGUCAGUGGCGGCUAUAACACCCGUCACUGUUCCGUCCGACGGCCAGGUUUUUUACGUCCAGGUCCAGGGCAGCAAUGGACUACAGCUGCGAAUGGACGUCUUCCUUAUCCUCAAGCCCACGUUCAACAGACAGCCCAACGGUGUACUAAAACGGUACAAAAGACGCUGGAGUCCCCCACCCUUCCACAUCUUGGAGAACGAGCAAGGUCCAAGGGACAUUGACAGGCUCGUGUCCGACUCUGAAGCCAGACAUCAGGUAUACUACAACCUCACGGGCCCUGGUUUCGACAAGCACCCAGUGGGAGUGUUCAAGUUUGACAGCUUGUCUGGAAUGUUGACUCUGCUUAAGGCGGUUGACCGUGAGGAGUAUCCGCAGUUUAUUUUAACAGCCAGAGUUUUUGACAGAACAACGCACAUGCAAACUGAUUUACCUUUACCUAUCACCAUCCACGUAGAUGACGUAAACGACAAUGCGCCGCAGUUUCAAGGCUCAAUGCAGUUUACUGUGCUCGAACAGAGCAAAGCAAGGACAUCACUCGGGAAGAUUAACACUACCGACAGAGACCAAGAAGGCACCGACCAUGUGAAGAUCCGCUACUCCCUUUUGACUGGAUUAGACAAAUUUGCCAUCAACCCUGAGACGGGUGACCUCACAGUGGUUACCAAUGCAUUGGACAGAGAGACUCAAGACAAGUAUAGCGUGAGAGUGCAGAUUAAGGAUCGGGACGGCAAAGACUCUGGUUUGAUCACUACAGGCACGGCGACCAUCAUUGUUGGAGACAUCAACGACAACCCGCCGACCUUCACAAAGUCAUCGUUUCAAGGCACAGUCAAUGAGAAUGAAUUUGACAAACUUAUCCUUCGAAUUCCUGUUGAAGAUAAGGAUUUAAAAGACUCACCCAACUGGAAGUCCAAAUUUGUGAUCACUAAGGGAAAUGAAAAUAACAAUUUCCGUAUGGCUACAGACGCCAAAACAAACGAGGGGCUUCUUUACGUCGCAAAGCCAUUAGAUUACGAGAAGACCAAAAAUGUGAGGCUCGACAUCCAGGCCCGCAACGAAGUCGAUCUGACCGGCACUACGGACCAGUGGAGGUCUGUCCCCGUGGACCUGACAGUCACUAAUGCCGAUGAAGGCCCAGAAUUCACAGGGCCUACCAUCCGCUUCAUCGUGAAAGAAAACACACCAAAUGGCACAACAAUUGGAACUUACAAAGCCGUAGAUCCCGAAACCAAGAGCAGUGAUGGAAUCAAGUAUUACAAGGUCACAGACCCCGCUGCCUGGGUCAACGUGGAUAGGAACACUGGAGAGCUGAGAGUUGCAAACACUAUCGACAGAGAAUCUCAUUUUGUCAAGGAUGGACUUUACAACAUAACCAUGAGAGCAAUCGAUGCAAGUUCCAAGACUGGCACAGGGACGGUGAUACUCCAAGUGGAAGAUGUGAAUGACAACAUACCAAUUGUGCCACCUAGCGAGAGAGUGCUGUGUGAAAAGGAAGGAGAACUUGGCUCGGUGCUGGUUGUGGCUGAAGACUUGGACAGGUCUCCAUUUUCGGCACCCUUCACCUUUAGUAUGCCCGCCGACCAUGAUGGAAAAUGGUCUGUGACCAGGUUUAAUGACACAGCAGCUACGUUGCAGCAGCUCAAAGAACUUCCUAUGAAGGUGCACAAAGUUCCUGUGAUAAUUAAAGACCUGCAGGGCAACGGAAAAACGCAGAUAGUGAAUGUUAGGAUCUGCCAAUGCAGGAAUGGGGCUUGCUUGACCAAGCCGUGGUCGGCCUCACUCGGCCCGCUGGGUUGGCUGGCAUUGCUGCUGCCUCUGUUGCUCCUUCUGCUGCUAGUGUUGUUGCUCAUCUUUUUCUGUAAGACAAGGGCAGAAAAUAUUCAGCUGGAGGACACAGCUGACAGUGGUGGAAUCCUGAUCAAAUCAAACACGGAGGCGCCAGGGGAAGAAGUGGAUUCAAGUCUCAUCAAAGUCCCCAUAUCUGGCCCUGACAUCAAGGGCUCGGUGUUGAAUCAGGAUUGGCAGGUGAAGAACUCCAACACACUUGGACGCCAAGACGUUGGCUUGUACAAGGGCGGCAUUGUUACCACUGACAUGCAAGAGUUCUACUCCGGACAGUACGACAGCCAGUAUGGUACUCAACAGCUCAACUAUGACGCAAACUUUCUCAGCAAUUGGCAAACAAAUGGACGCUAUUUGCACCAGAAACUCAGCUAUUUCGGAGGGGAGGAGGAUGGUCGAUAUGCGGAUGAUAUCGUCCACCACUACGGCUAUGAGGGGGUGGGCUCGGCGGCCGGCUCGGUGGGCUGCUGCAGCGACGACGGCGACAACGAAAACCUUGAUUUUUUAAACACACUUGGACCGAAGUUCAAACCCCUUGCAGGCAUCUGCAAGAAGACAUGAACAGUGACAACGGAAAGUAACAGUGUUUCGCUUUUUUUGGUUCCCAGGAUGCAAUAGGGCCUCCUCCCAUGCCACCUGAACAGAAAUGGAAGGAAAGAGAGAGUUGUGUGUGUUUCCCUGCUGCUUUUUCCUUAGUCCUGAGCACUGAUAACCUUUUCGACACUGUCAAAUGUACAUACCAGUUCAUACGCUGUGUGUGCUCUUUGCAUUCUUGGUUUUGCAGGUUGCUGCUAGCUGAUGCAAUCAAUGUAGUGGCUGGCUUUGGGUAUUUUUAUAAUUUAGUAACAACUUCAGGUAUUUUGGGUUUUACUAAUUCCAUGUGUCUAUGGUAAAUGACGUAAGUUGUGCAGAGUGUGGUUGGCUAUUUUUGAAACUGUGCCCCCAAUUUUUUAAGAAUUUUGAUAAUGUUCUAAUAUUAAUAAAUAUGAACUAAUAUUAUUAUACAGUCAACUUAGGCUGUGUUUAUACUUGUUGUGUGGUACACUGGUUCCAACCAAAAAUAAAAAAAUACUUGGUGCGCACUUUGGUGCAGUUCGCUUACCGUGCCACUUUGGUAUUUUUAACGUAGAGCAUAUUUUCAAAAUUAAGGAUGUGAUUGGGCAGCUUCCGUGACAUAUUACAUCAGGGGUCACCAACGUUUUUCCUUGUGAGAGCUACUUUUACAAAAUGAAAAUGGCCAAGAGCUAUUCAUUUUUGUAACAUUUAUUUUCAGAGCUUAUUUUAAACCCAAACAAAGUGAAUAUGCUUGUUUUACCAGAACAUUAACAAAAUGCUGGUGUCCACAACUCACAUUUGGUAUUUCAGAAUGCAUUUCUUUCUACUGUUCUUUCAAUAUUAACUGAAAAUCUGAAUGAAAAGCAGGCUUGGGGGCACCUCAUGUGGUCGUGGGGGGCUACCUGGUCCCCGCAGGCACCACGUUGGUGACCCCUGUAUUACAUGCUAUAACUCAAAUAUUCCAAACCAAAAUGCUGUCUGCCAAGUUGAUUACGUAGUUUAUUUUUAUAUUCUGCCAUAUUUACCAGCUUAGAUUUCACCAAAAGCUUCUAAAAUAUACUUUUAAAGAGCGUGAUUGUCACUUUGAAUGCAUUUUCUCUAACAUAUUUGUCAUUCCUGUAUUCUGGUAACAUUGGUCUAUGUCUGUGGUCAGUGGAGCGUUCACAUUUGAGCUCAAGUGAACCGACCUGCCCGACUUGAGCAAGAACCAUCUCUCAAGUGAUGCUUAACACUGCACAGUGCAUAAUUGGUGCACACGAAGGUUCGGAUGAUGAUGUUCACAGUUGACCAAAUGAACUGCGCUAGCAAAAAGCAAAAAGUUAGUUCAACUGAACCAAACAUGCCAAGAGGGAACGCCCUUAGAGACAUUUGACAGGAAAAUACUUCUUUAGAUUUAAUCUAAUUCAAACUGCAGUCUUUAACAAAAGACUAUAAUCUUGUAUGUUUCUUCCAAACUGUACAAGAUUUGUGGCACAUGCGUUCCAGCCGUGGUCACGAUUAAUGAAUGUUGAACGGGUGUGGUUGCAGCAGCCAUCAGCAGUUAUUGCAACAUUCUGCUAAACAUGUGAAAGUCGGCACAAAGGUGUCAACCCUAAAAGUGAGGCAUGACUGACACAGGACUGACAAGAUGACAGAAGAUGAUUGGUUUCACAGAAAUCACAGGAAAUCUGGCAUUUACAGUACACAUACAUUUGCAAUUGUCCAUGAAUGUGCUAAUCUAGCUUGAAUAUGCACAGGUAGUGUAGAUGUGGCUUAAUUUAUUGCACAUUUGACUCCAACAGGCUGAAUGCUGUUUACCUCAUGUAGUGCUUUGGAGGAUUGUCCUUGCAGCUGUAAAAUAAAUUAUAAA
Molecule: messenger RNA, 4689 nt
Organism: Dunckerocampus dactyliophorus (ringed pipefish)
Lineage: Eukaryota; Metazoa; Chordata; Actinopteri; Syngnathiformes; Syngnathidae
Gene: dsc2l
Product: desmocollin 2 like
Exons: 16
Coding region: 249-2846 (865 amino acids)
Biological process (GO): calcium-dependent cell-cell adhesion; homophilic cell-cell adhesion; adherens junction organization
Cellular component (GO): postsynaptic density; neuron projection; apical part of cell
Molecular function (GO): cadherin binding; calcium ion binding
Source: RefSeq, a predicted model, not a curated record